UCCGUAACUCUACUUUUUUUCUUCCCCUCCUUUCUCUCUCUCUACUUCUCUGAAACUCGUUGAGCAGAUUUUCUUCCUUCAAUGGAUCUGCCGUCUCCUUCCCCUCUCCCUCAAGAUCCUUGAAAUCCCCUAAUCCUGAAUCAAUUUUUUUACCCUUUCUCGAUUCAAUCGGCUUGAAAGUAGCUGAGGACGGGUGGAUAGUCUUGCUCUUUUGUACUGACAAAUUAGUAUUUCACCCUUUUCUUCCCCUUUUGCUUUCUGCAAGGGGGAGAAAAUGAAAGUCCCUUGCUGCUCAGUGUGCCAGAACCGCUACAAUGAGGAAGAGAGGGUUCCUCUGCUGCUUCAAUGCGGCCAUGGGUUUUGCAAGGAAUGCUUGUCCAGAAUGUUCUCUGCUUCCCAAGACACAACCCUCGUCUGCCCUCGCUGCCGCCAUGUCUCGGUGGUUGGGAACUCGGUUCACGCCUUGCGGAAGAACUACGCCGUCCUUGCUCUUCUUCACUCCCCUUCCUCAGCUGCCAUGGCACCCAAUUUCGACUGCGAUUACACGGAUGAUGAUGACGACGAGGAUGAAGGAGGAAAUGAAGAGGAAAAUGAGGCGGAGAGAUGCAGCCGAGGCUCUCAUGCUUCCAGCUCCGGUACCUGCGGGAGGCUGAUUGAAGUCGGGGUUCAUCAGGAGGUGAAGUUGGUAAAGAAGAUUGGGGAGGGGCGGAGAGCUGGAGCGGAGACUUGGGCGGCAGUGAUUGGCGGUAGCGGCCUUGCAGGUACCGGAAAGUGUAAGCAUCGUGUGGCGGUGAAGAAGGUGGAAGUCGGUGAAGGGGUGGAGGUGGAGUGGGUGCAUGCUCAGCUGGAGAAUUUGCGGCGAGCUUCAAUGUGGUGCAGAAAUGUGUGUACUUUCCAUGGCGUUGUCAAAGUGGAUGGAUGUAUAGGGAUCGUGAUGGAUAGAUGUUGCGGGUCUGUUCAGUCCGAGAUGCAGCAGAAUGAAGGAAGGCUCACUCUAGAACAAAUUCUAAGAUAUGGAGCAGACGUUGCACGUGGGGUUGCUGAACUUCAUGCAGCAGGUGUUGUGUGCAUGAAUUUAAAGCCAUCCAAUCUUCUUUUGGAUCCAAGUGGCCGCGCUGUAGUUUCCGAUUAUGGAUUUGCUUCCAUCUUAAAAAAACCAUCUUGCCGGAAAGCUAGAGGAGAAUGUGAUUCUGCCAAAAUCCAUUCCUGCAUGGACUGUACAAUGCUCAGCCCACACUACACGGCACCAGAGGCUUGGGAGCCAGUCAAGAAGUCUCUGAAUCUUUUCUGGGAUGAUGCAAUUGGCAUAUCUGCUGAGUCAGAUGCCUGGAAUUUUGGCUGUACAUUAGUAGAGAUGUGCACUGGUUCCGUUCCGUGGGCUGGUCUGAGUGCAGAGGAAAUUUAUAGGGCUGUUGUUAAAGCUCGAAAACUGCCUCCUCAGUAUGCCAGUGUAGUAGGUGUUGGAAUUCCUCGAGAAUUAUGGAAAAUGAUCGGUGAAUGCUUACAGUUCAAACCAUCAAGGAGGCCAACUUUUAAUGCAAUGUUAGCAAUAUUCCUCCGUCAUCUGCAGGAGUUGCCACGUAGUCCUCCUGCAAGUCCUGAUAAUAAUUAUCUACAAACCCAUGGCUCGAAUGUAACUGAACCAUCCCCACCAUCUGACUUGGAUGUUUUACCGGACAAUCCAAGCCGUCUACAUCAGCUCGUGGGUGAAGGGAAUGUCAUUGGUGUUAGAGAUCUACUAGCAAAGGCUGCUUCAGGAAAUAGUGGUGAUUCAGUAUACAGACUUCUAGAAGCACAGAAUGCUGAUGGUCAAACAGCACUUCACCUGGCUUGUAGACGUGGUAGUGCAGACCUUGUUCGGGCCAUACUGGAGUACCGUGAGGCAAAUGUUGAUAUCCUGGACAAGGAUGGUGACCCACCCCUUGUAUUUGCUUUAGCUGCUGGAUCCCCAGGAUGUGUGCAUGCUCUAAUUGGGAGAGGCGCUAAUGUCAGAUCCCGAUUAAGGGAAGGUUUUGGUCCAUCUGUCGCUCAUGUUUGUGCCUACCAUGGCCAACCUGACUGCAUGCGUGAGCUGUUACUUGCUGGAGCUGAUCCUAAUGCAGUGGACGAUGAAGGUGAAUCUGUUCUACAUAGAGCCCUUGCUAAGAGAUAUACUGAUUGUGCCAUUGUUAUACUGGAACAUGGUGGCAGCGGAUCAAUGGCUUUUGUGAACUCAAAAAAUUUGACGCCAUUGCACUUGAGUGUUGCAACAUGGAAUGUCACUGUUGUCAGAAAGUGGGUGGAAGUUGCCUCCCCUGAAGAAAUUGCUGAGGCUGUUGAUAUACCAAGCCCAGUUGGAACUGCUCUGUGUAUGGCUGCAAGUUCCAAGAAAGAUCAUGAAAUUGAAGGGAGACAACUAGUGCAAAUUUUGCUUGCGGCUGGAGCAGACCCAACUACUCAAGAUGCACCUCAUGGGCGAACAGCCUUGCACACAGCUGCUAUGGCUAACGAUGUUGAGUUGGUAAAGAUAAUUCUGGAUGCUGGAGUUGAUGUGAACAUCAGGAACAUGCAUAACACUAUACCUCUCCAUGUAGCUCUGGCCAGAGGAGCAAAAUCAUGUGUCGGAAUACUCUUAAAUGCUGGGGCAAAUUGCAACAUUCAGGAUGAUGAAGGUGACAACGCUUUCCAUAUUGCUGCUGAUGCUGCAAAAAUGAUUCGUGAAAAUCUUGAAUGGCUAAUUAUAAUGCUCAGGAAUCCUGAUGCAGCCGUUGAAGCUAGAAACCACAGUGGCAAGACAUUAAGAGAUUAUUUGGAAACCUUGCCACGGGAAUGGAUUUCUGAAGACUUGAUGGAGGCACUUCUGCUGAGGGGAGUAUAUUUGUCUCCUACAAUAUUUGAAGUGGGAGAUUGGGUGAAGUUUAAAAGAAGUUUGACUACUCCUGCAAAUGGGUGGCAAGGCGCAAAACACAAGAGUGUGGGGUUUGUUCAGACAGUUGUAGACAAGGAAAAUCUUGUUGUUUCAUUCUGCACAGGGGAGUCUCAUGUAUUAGCAAAUGAAGUGUGGAAGGUUAUACCUCUGGACCGUGGUCAGCAUGUCAAGCUGAAAACAGAUGUCAAAGAGCCAAGAUUUGGAUGGCGUGGUCAGUUACGUGACAGCAUUGGAACUGUACUUUGUGUUGAUGAUGAUGGGAUUCUGCGGGUUGGAUUCCCGGGAGCAUCUCGAGGCUGGAAAGCUGACCCUGCUGAGAUGGAAAGGGUUGAAGAAUUCAAGGUUGGUGACUGGGUUCGUAUUCGCCCCUCACUAACAACAGCCAAGCAUGGUUUAGGAUCAGUAACGCCAGGAAGCAUUGGCAUUGUCUAUUGCAUUAGACCGGAUGGUAGUCUUUAUCUGGAGCUGAGUUAUCUUCCACAGCCAUGGCAUUGUGAACCAGAGGAAGUCGAAGCUGUUUCUCCUUUCAGGCGGGUAUGUGUGAAGCGUUCUGUUGCUGAACCUAGAUAUGCUUGGGGCGGUGAGACUCAUCACAGUGUGGGAAGGAUUAGUGAGAUAGAAAAUGAUGGUCUAUUAGUAAUUGAAAUACCAAACCGACCUAUACCCUGGCAAGCUGAUCCAUCGGACAUGGAAAAAGUCGAGGAUUUCAAGAUUCUUAGUCCUUUUUCUCUUUCUGAUCUUUUUCUCUAUGAACAGGUUGGAGAUUGGGUCAGGGUGAAGGCUUCAGUUUCUGCUCCGAUAUAUGGAUGGGAGGAUGUUUCACGGAACAGCAUUGGUGUGAUUCACAGUUUAGAAGAUGAUGGCAACAUUGGUGUUGCCUUCUGUUUCAGAAGCAAGCCCUUCUCUUGCUCUGUGACAGAUGUGGAGAAGGUCCCUCCCUUUGAGCUAGGACAAGAAGUACGGGUGAUGCCAUCUGUUGCUCAGCCACGACUUGGGUGGUCAAACGAAAAUCCUGCAACUGUUGGCAAAAUUGCAAGAAUUGACAUGGAUGGAACUUUGAACGUAAGAGUUGCUGGCAGACGAGGUUUAUGGAAAAUGUCUCCUGGAGAUGCAGAACGACUCUCGGGAUUUGAAGUUGGUGACUGGGUACGGUCCAAACCAAGCCUAGGGACAAGACCGAGUUACGAUUGGAAUACUAUCGGGAAGGAAAGUUUAGCUGUGGUGCAUAGUGUGCAGGAGAACGGCUAUCUGGAUCUAGCUUGCUGUUUCCGAAAAGGAAGGUGGAGUACUCACUACACAGAUGUUGAAAAGGUUCCUAGUUUCAAAGUAGGGCAGAAUGUUCGGUUCCGAACUGGACUGGUCGAACCAAGGUGGGGUUGGAGAGGUGCUCAGCCUGAUUCACGAGGCAUAUUAACCAGUGUUCAUGCUGAUGGAGAAGUUAUGGUUGCUUUCUUUGGGCUAUCAGGUCUAUGGAGAGGUGAUCCUGCAGAUCUGGAGACUGAGCAACUGUUUGAAGUGGGUGAAUGGGUGAGAUUGAAGGAAGAUGGAAGCAUUUGGAAGUCCAUUGCCCCAGGAUGUGUUGGUAUUGUCCAGGGUUUAGGUUACGACGGCGGGGAUAAAUGGGAUGGAACUACUUAUGUCGGGUUUUGCGGUGAACAAGAAAAAUGGGUGGGCCCUAGUUCUCAUCUGGAAAGAGUGCAGAGACUGGUAGUUGGCCAGAAAGUUAGGGUCAAACUCUCUGUUAAACAGCCCAGAUUUGGCUGGUCAGGCCAUAAUCAUGGAAGUAUUGGAACAAUAGCAGCUAUUGAUGCUGAUGGGAAGUUGAGAAUAUAUACGCCAGCGGGUUUAAAGACUUGGAUGCUCGAUCCUUCAGAAGUGGAACAGGUCGAGGAGGAGGAACUUCAAAUUGGGGACUGGGUUAAGGUUAAGAAAUCGGUUUCAACCCCAAGUCACCAGUGGGGGGAGGUGAAUCAUUCAAGCAUAGGAGUGGUGCAUCGGAUGGAUGAUGGGGAGCUAUGGGUUGCAUUUUGCUUCGUGGAGAGGCUAUGGCUAUGCAAGGCAUGGGAAAUGGAAAGAAUUAGAGCAUUCAAGAUAGGGGACAAGGUUAGGAUCCGAGACGGACUGGUCAGCCCUAGGUGGGGAUGGGGAAUGGAGACUCAUGCAAGUAAAGGCCAGGUGGUUGGAGUUGAUGCAAAUGGCAAGUUGAGAAUUAAGUUCCAGUGGAGAGAAGGGAGGCCAUGGAUUGGGGAUCCUGCUGAUAUUGCCCUUGACGAGAGUUAAAACCUCUGUACAUAUACGUAUCUAUCUGGAAACCUGGUUCAUGGGUUUCCUUCCAGGUUUGCUACUGAAUCAUAGCUGUGAAAAGCUGCCUGUGCUAUUGUUGUUCAUAAUGGAGGUACACUGUAUGGGGAAGAAACCAGGGGUUUCAUGCUGUUGAUUAGAGGGAUGGGAUACAAGGGAACAGCGGGCAACUCUAGUACCUACCUUUUGUAUUAUCUUAUUAAACUAUUGACGGCAUUUUGUGAGUAGUUUAUAUAAGUUUUUUGGGGUAUAUAAUAUUUGUAGUUUUGUACAAAUUUGAACCCCUGUAAAUAUUUUGCAUGACUAAUGAUUUCCUUCAUCUAUCCAAUGUGCGCAUCGUUUUUUGUGGCUUUUUCUGCUAGACCGUCCUU
Messenger RNA from Linum tenue, 5580 nucleotides. Lineage: Eukaryota; Viridiplantae; Streptophyta; Magnoliopsida; Malpighiales; Linaceae. The record is from the annotation of a GenBank genome assembly.